AUGGACAUCUACGACUCGAUGACGAUGCAGUCGGACAGCGAGACAUACGACCAGCCCGACAUGUCGUCGCCGUCCUCGCCAUCCUCGGAUUCAGCAUCACCUUUGAUCCUCUACUCCCCACCCACGUUUUGGGGCUUGGUGCGGGGUGCUGCCAUCAACCUGCUUCUGCCCUUUGUCAACGGUCUGAUGCUGGGCUUUGGUGAACUGUUUGCAAACGAGCUGGCAUUCCGCUUUGGCUGGUCCAACACAAAGGUCUUCCCCAGUCACAGACGAGUCGGACCCGGCGUCGAGAUGCGAACAGACCCCAUCGAGAAGAGGAGACGUAAUGGCCAGGAGUUGGACGCCUACACGAGCUUGGAAUAA
This is a messenger RNA of Aureobasidium namibiae CBS 147.97, 363 nucleotides long. RefSeq names its product TOM13-domain-containing protein. The record is from RefSeq and is a predicted model, not a curated record. Gene Ontology annotation, cellular component: mitochondrial outer membrane. Gene Ontology annotation, biological process: protein insertion into mitochondrial outer membrane; mitochondrial outer membrane translocase complex assembly. The coding region runs from base 1 to 363 and encodes 120 amino acids. The transcript is spliced from 2 exons. NCBI's taxonomy places the organism in Eukaryota, Fungi, Ascomycota, Dothideomycetes, Dothideales, Saccotheciaceae.